AUGAGCCCCAACCCGCACUCGAGGAACGGCCUCAGGGAGAACGGAUAUGGAAAAAUAGCCGGAGAUAAAGUGAAACCAAAGAAUCACGCUUUCAAGGAAAAACAGUUCCAAAUUCGGAAUUCCCCGUUGACCGAUUUAUGCGAUAACGUACCCACAGUUGCGACAGUUCAAAGUAUAUUCGGCUCUACCAUAAUCUUCCUGUUUACCAGCAUCAUAUUGAAGGAUUACAUGGAAUUUGGGGAGAUCACUCUAGGUAUAUAUCUAAUUCGAGCUGCUUUUAAGAAACUCCACAUAGUCGCUGCGAUAUGGAUUUGUUAUCUAAUGGUGACUUUCUCGGUGUUCUAUAUUUUUAGAAUUUGGGCGGCCGGUCGGCUCAAAAUGGUCGCUAAACGGAAUUUGAUCAAAAUUUGGGACAGAUCGUGGAUGGCGGCGCUACUAAUUUUCUACAUAGCAGCGUUCCGAACCAGUUCAAUUCUAGUCGUCUAUUUCGAACUACCAAUGGCAUCAUCAGCAAUCGUAACGCUCGAACAGAUCCGGCUCGUGAUGAAAAUACACGCCUUCGUCAGGUACAAUGCUGAAAAAAUGUCCGGAUAUAAGCCCCACAGCGAGCGCGAAGCCCCGCGCCCCGCCUUCGCCCAGUACCUCUACUUCCUGUUCGCGCCCGUGAUGCUCUACCGGCCCGAGUACCCGCGCACGGAGCGCGUGCGCUGGGACUUCGCGGCUGCGCGCGCCGCCGAAGUGGCCGGCGUCGUCGUCUACCAGUGCUUCCUCUUCCACCGGUUCAUCCUGCCCUCGUACAAGGACUUCGGCCGGCGCAAGUACACGUGGGCGGAGGCGGCGGCGCCGGCCGUCGCCGAGAACUCGGUGCCGGCGCUGCUCGUCCUGCUGGCCGGGUUCUACGUGACGCUGCACUCGGUGCAGAACCUGUUCGCCGAGGUGCUGCGCUUCGGCGACCGCGAGUUCUACAGGGACUGGUGGACGAGCGUCUCGCUGGCGGAGUACUUCAGGACGUGGAACAUCGUGGUGCAGGAUUGGCUGUACGCGCACGUGUACUGGGACGCGUACCGGCUGAGCGGCAGCAAGACGGCGGGGAAGUUGAGCGUGUUUCUGGUGUCGGUGGUGGUGCACGAGUGGGCGAUGACUUACAUCUUCGGGUUCUUCUAUCCGGCGCUGUCGUACUCGUUCGUGUUGGGGGCCAUGCUGAGCUUCGUGAACGUGCCCAAGUUCAGGUUUAGCAAUCUGUUCUUCUGGUACGUGAUGACCUUCGGUACGGGGCUGACUUGCAGCUUGUACACGUUGGAGUAUUUCGCUCGGGUGAACCAACCCGAGGAGGAGGUGAGCUCUUGGUGGUACUACUUCGUGCCCAGGUGGUACACGUGCGAUUGUAUCGUUUGA
Phyllotreta striolata is the source of this 1395-nucleotide messenger RNA. The record is from the annotation of a GenBank genome assembly. Lineage: Eukaryota; Metazoa; Arthropoda; Insecta; Coleoptera; Chrysomelidae.